Molecule: messenger RNA, 6108 nt
Organism: Orcinus orca (killer whale)
Lineage: Eukaryota; Metazoa; Chordata; Mammalia; Artiodactyla; Delphinidae
Gene: NSUN4
Product: NOP2/Sun RNA methyltransferase 4
Exons: 8
Coding region: 472-1563 (363 amino acids)
Biological process (GO): rRNA methylation
Cellular component (GO): mitochondrial large ribosomal subunit
Molecular function (GO): methyltransferase activity
Source: RefSeq, a predicted model, not a curated record
UCUGACCAAAAAUCCAAAAAUCCAGGCUAAAGCAAAAUUCAUAGACAGUAACAGGGCUGCCAGCCAUAGCAAGCAUCCCAGCUGUGGCAACCAGGACCAACUUGUGGACUCCUCAGCUGAGGCCUUUUUUCCCUUUCAGUCUACUUCUGUGCUCUUCAAGCCUGACUCAUGCCCCUCUCUGCUACCCUCAUAGCAGUCAUCCUGUAAGUCCCCACUUUUGUUCACGCCUCAAGGUUUCUGUGAGCUCUCCUCAUCCCACCUUCCUGGAGUCUGGGGACUUUCCCAAAAUGACCCCCAGCCCUGUGAUUCUGAGCAUUGUGGUGUCAGUCACUGCAUGACCUUAGGCAGAGGCAGGAUGCAAAGACAGGGUGCAAAGAGGAGUGGGCACUAGAUCCACGUUUGCCCCAGCGCUCUGAGGCGGCCACAGAGCCCAAAUUUCCUGCCACUCGACUGGCUCUGCAGAAUUUUGACAUGACCUACAGUGUGCAAUUUGGGGAUCUUUGGCCAUCGAUCCGGGUCAGUCUCCUCUCAGAGCAGAAGUAUGGUGCACUGGUCAAUAACUUUGCUGCCUGGGAUCGUGUGAGUGCUGAGCUGGAGCAGCUGAGUGCAAGGGACUUCGUGAAUGAAGCUAUCUUCCACGGGGAACCAGAACCUGAGAAUGGCCAAACUGCAGCUCCACCCCCUGCCUCCUGGGCCUGCAGUCCAAACCUUCGAUGCUUCACUUUCGCCAGAGGGGAUGUCAGCCGUUUCCCUCCUGCCAGGCUUGGCAGCCUGGGUGUCAUGGAUUACUACCUGAUGGAUGCUGCCUCCUUGCUGCCUGUCCUGGCCCUCGGCCUGCAGCCUGGUGACACUGUGCUUGACCUGUGUGCCGCCCCUGGGGGAAAGACACUAGCAUUGCUUCAGACUGGCUGUUGCCGCAAUCUCGCUGCCAAUGAUCUCUCCACUUCACGAGCAGGCAGACUACAGAAGGUCCUUCACAGCUAUGUGCCUCAAGAUGUCAGGGAUAGGAAUCGAGUUCGAGUCACAUCAUGGGAUGGAAGGAAGUGGGGAGAACUGGAGGGGGACAUCUAUGACCGGGUUUUUUCUCUAGUUGCGGAGAUCCAAGCAGUAUGGAUCCUGGCGGAGUCCUGGCUCUAUCACUUAUCAGCCAGAGAAGUUUGGGUGCUGGUGGAUGUGCCCUGUACAACAGACCGCCACUCCCUUCAUGAGGAGGAGAACAACAUCUUUAAGCGUUCAAGGAAGAAGGAGCGGCAGAUGUUGCCUAUGUUGCAGGUGCAGCUUCUUGCGGCUGGACUCCUUGCCACCAAACCAGGAGGCCACGUUGUCUAUUCCACCUGCUCACUCUCACACUUACAGAAUGAGUAUGUGGUGCAAGGCACCAUCGAGCUCCUGGCCAAUCAAUACGACAUCAAGGUUCACGUGGAAGACCUGACUCACUUCCGAAAGCUUUUCAUGGACACAUUUUCUUUCUUCCCAUCCUGCCAGGUUGGGGAGCUGGUAAUCCCAAACCUCAUGGCCAAUUUUGGGCCUAUGUACUUUUGCAAAAUGUGUAGAAUGACGUAGCAUCACCCUGUUCCUGAAGUCCUGUUGUAAGAAGACAAAGGGUGUACUCUUGUGGAGACGAGUGCCAGAGAUGCACUCUGGCCUAUCUCCAUCCCAUUCAUGUCUUUCUGUAGACAGUUUUCAGCAGUAGGAAGUAAGAGUUUUUCUGUCCUGCUGUCCAAUUGUGGAGUAUCAGCACGUUUCUAACUCACUUACACCCCACUUCCAACCCCAACUCCCCAUCUCUGAGCCUGUGCUAAAGGUUCCUGCCCCAUUAGGGGCUUAGGAGGAGGAACCAGUGAGCAGGGCCACUCUUUAAGCUGUAAACUUGGGAAGAAGCAUUUAGCCAAUAAAAUUGUUGAAGCUACAUGGAGCUGGGACUGUAGUUGGGGGGCCUCAUGUCAGUCCAAGUAGUGUUAGUUCCUUUUGUACCCAGGUACCCAAAGCACAGGACCUCAGCCUGGUUACAGACCUCUGGUUACAGAGCCCGUCUCACACUUGAGGUGAGUUCUGCAUGAUAAGUCUUGAGCAGCUGAAGGGCUUAAACAAGCCUACCAAGUUUCUCCAUAUGUCCCAUGAUCUAAUUUAAGGAACAAGUAACUAAAAUGUUAAGCCAGUGCAUAAUAAUCUGCUUACUUACUUUGAGAAAGCUCUCUUGAGCUGAAUAAUUCCAGCCAUUCCUCCUGCUGUCAACAGCACUGUUUCCCAAAUGUGGCUGGGAAGAGGUCUAGUGGCUCCUGUGGCUCCUGUGCUCUAGAGCCUGUGAGCCACAGCUACUGAGCCUACAUGCUACAACUACUGAAGCCCACGUGCCUAGAGCCCAUGCUCCGCAACAAGAGAAGGCACCGCAAUGAGAAGCCCGGGCACUGCAAUGAAGAGUGGCCCCCACUUGCUGCAACUAGAGAAAGCCCGUGCGCAGCAGCAAAGACCCAACACAGCCAAAAAUAAAUAAAUUUUAAAAAAAUUUAAAAAAAAUUUUAAAAAAAGAAUGUUCAUAGUAACCCUGGUCACAAAAGCAAACCCAAAUGCCCAUGAGAGUGGACAAAUAAAAUGGAAUAUUCACACAGUGGAACACUAUACAGGUGUCAAAACAAAUGAGCUACAAUAACACAUAACAAUAUGAAUGAUGCUUAGCAAAAAUAUAUUAAAUGAAAAGUUUAGUCCCAAAGAUUAGAUGUAGCAUGAUGCCCUUUAAAAAUAAAACUUUAUUCUUUUUUGUUGUUAUUUACAUACGAUAUAAUUUAUCAUUUUAAAUGUACCAUUUAAAUGAAUUUUGAUAAUUCAUUAUAGUAGUAUAGCCAUCAUCACCAUCAAAAUAUAGAAAAUAAUUCCAUCUUCUAAAAAGUUUCCUUGUGCUCCUUUGCACUUAAUCCCCUUCUCCCACUCCUGGUCCCAGGUAAUCACUAAUCUGCUUUCUGUCACUACAGUUUUGCCUAUUCUAGAAUUUCACAUUAUGGAAGAGAGAGUUGAUUUACAGCUGGAUUGCAAAGGCUGUGUCUUUAUCUGGAUGUCUGUUUUUUCACUCUUGGCCGAGGUAAGGGCAUUGGUAUUUCUAAUGUGCUAUUUAACUCUGAAGCUCCCCUGACUCCCAAGGUCACUUUCUUUGCUGACGGUUUACAGCUGGCCUAACUAAUUACAUGUGUGUGGCUUGACUACAUGGCCAGAGUAGCAUAAAAAAGAUCUGAGCUCUCCCACAGCCAAGAUUCCCCACACAGAUCAUGGAGAUUCAAUCCAAAGAUAGAGUACUUUGCUUCACAUCCUUGCUAAUACUUGGUAUGAUAAAUUUUAAACUUCACAUCCUGUCCCAAUGCAUUAUAGCUUUGCUACUUCCUUCACCAAGACACAGUGUCUCUUUCCUCACCCCUUGAAUCUGGGCUGACUGUAUGAUUUGCUUUGACCAGUGAAAUUUGGUGGAAUGAAUGUGAGUAAAUUCUAAGCUUAGGCCUCAAGAGGCCUUGCAGCUUUCAGUCUCACCUUGGAACUUUUCUACUGCCAUGUGAAGAAGCAUGUGAUGGACACCAAGCUAAGACCUUCUAACCUCAAUUAAGUGGUUAAAUGACCCAAACUGCAUAAGUGACUCCAGUCAAGACUAGCUUAGCUUGCUGAUUCCCAGAAUCAUGAGUAAUUAAAAUGGUUGUUUUUAAACCGCUGAGUUUUGGGGGUGGUUUGUUACACAGCAACAAAUAAUUGACACGUGUGGAAAACCCAAAUCUGACUGUCAUUUACCUGCUUACAAUCCUUUGUUCUCUCUGCAUUGCCUGCAGGAUCAAGUCCAAACUCUGCCCUGGCCCCUGGUUGUUGAUUCUAUCUCUGCUAUCCCCCAAUGCUCCCUUCUCUCACAAGUUCUUUGUGUAUCCCAAGCAUAACCUGUCCCCUGGUGCCUCUGUAUCAUGACACAUUGUCUUCUCUGUCUAAAUGCCCUUUUCUCUCUGUUCGUGCUAGCCCAGAUUUCCACCCCCUCCAGGAAGCUUUCUCUGAUUUUCUAAAGCAGACUGCGUUGUUCCCUUUUCUGUGCUUCCCCAGCCCUCUGUAUAUAUUAUGAAUAUAACACUUCCCUUGUGUGCUUUCUCUCCUCACCCCAUCCCCAAACUGAGAAUUAUUCGGGGCAGAAAGCUAGUAUCUUGCAUCUCUAACCCCCCAGCACCAAUGUGUUUGGUACAUAAAAGGCAUGAGUAGAGACUGAGUAUCUCAUAUGUGCUAGGCCUCAUCCAAGAUACUAGAGAGAGGGGUGAUCAGAAUGGACAAGGUCUUUGUUCUCAAGGGAUGUACAAUCUAGUGGGCAAGAAAGAUAAGAAAUUACAGAUGAAUUACAACUAAAUGACAAGUGAGCAAAGUACUGAGAGAAGUGUACAGUGCGUAUACCUGGGAGACCUAACGUAGCCUGGAGGAAGACAUGUUCAAACAGACCUGGGGAUGAGGAGGCGGUAGAUUAGUGAGGCAGAGGAGGAGGUUGUGUGUGUGUGAGGGCUGUCCUCCAGCAGAGAUAACAGGCUGUGUGACUGAAGCUCCUGAGGCUGGAGAGAUAGACUCCGGGACCUGAAAGAGGUCUAGUAUGUUGCAAUACAGAGAGAAGGGGAUGCUUGUGAAAUAUGAGGUCAGAGAACAGGCAGAAGUCAACGGCACCAGGGAUGGCAGGCUCUGAAGGAGUGAGUACUUGGAGUAAUUGGAAGCCAAUGCAGGAGUUUUAAGCUGGAAAGUGACCUGAUCAGAUUUCCAUGGGCCUCCCGCUGGGAGUAUGGUUAUCAAUAGUAUUUGCUGAAUGAGGAAGUUAAAUAACUGAUUCAACAGAAAAUGCUUCUGAAGGUCAGUCCAAUACUUAAGCUUCCUCAGCCCUCCCCUGUCUGAGUAAAGGGAGCUGUUGAAUUCCCUGCUGUUCAGACUGAAGUUUGAGGUGACCCACUAGGAGGCACACUGACAAAGUCAGGUGUACCUGGGAGGGUGACCAGGAUGGAGAGGAAACUGAAAGUUCCAUCCUGGGAAGAAGAACUGGGAGCAUUAAGCCAGGAGACAGCUGUUCUCUUGCUCUCUAUGCAUUCCCUGCUCAACCAGUGCCUGCUUCACCUGCACCCUACUCAUCUGACUGACCUUCCUACAUGCUUGCCCCAGGCCCUAGCUAAUGAUUGUUCUAACUUUAGCCACCGUGAUAGCUUAUCAUAGGAGUAGUGAGAGGUGUGCCCUUCUGAUGGUUUCCCUGGUAACCAAUAAGCCAACCUAACAUCAAUUCCCCCUAUAACUGGUAACCUACACCUACCCCUGGGAGUGAAGACUGCCACCAAGUCUGGCCCCGCCAAGUCCAGCCCUGCUGCAGAGGGGUUUCACUCCAGGACCUUGCACAGACAUGUAAGCUCCCUCUAUCCAUUAAACCGCUGACGUCUCUGUUGCUGAAAGAGAGAGAGAGAGAGAGAGAGAAUGAGAGAGAGGAGAGAGAGAGAGAAUGAGAGAUACCUGUAUCUAAACAGGACUGUUCUGAGGCAGGGGGUGCAGGUGUGUUUUGAGUGUCUCCAGAGUCAGUAGAGCUGGGGUCAGUAGAAGAAAGCUGUAGUGAGCCAGAUUGCAGAUCAAUAGAAAACCUUUAAACUAGUGCUUUCUGGACUGUGGUUCACAACCAUAAUUCAUUCGUGGUCAUGGAAUCAGUUUUGUGCGUAUGGUAGGCAUUAGGAUUUUUCAGAGAUAGCUAGUUAGUUAUUCCUCUUCCUGAAGGAAAGGUUACUCCUCUUCCUCAGGAGAGUUGCCUUCCCCACUGCCUCUGUAGUUGGGCAUGGCUAUGUGACUUGCUUUAUGAAAUAUUAGUAGAAGUGGUGUCUUUCUUCCACAUUUCUGGAUGGAAGCGUUGAGAGUGAACAUCAGGUUUGCCGUGUCAUUCCCACUACAGUGACCAUGGAAACAUACGUUGAGAUGGAACUUACAUCAGCCUGAGUGCCUAAGUGACUUUGUUGAGCAGAACCCCCUGUGCACCUGCAUUAGACAUGGGGCGAGAGUGAAAAAUAACUGCCAUGUUCAGCCUCUGAGAGUUUGUGUUGUUACUGAAGUAUAACUUGGUCUCUCUCUCUUUUCUCCUCUUUUUUU